AUGAGUCUGGAGAUAAAUGAGGUGAUUGGUGUUCAAUUUCCAAAAAUUCAGGAGCCUUCUCAGGAUAGAAGAGGAGAAGAAACACUUACAGCUAGAAUGAGAGAGGAGCUGAAUGAGGUGGUUCAAGAUCAAUCUCCACAAAAUCAAGCACAAUCUCAGGCAAAUUUAAAUGAGGCUGGACCGAGUAGAAGAUACAGUAAAUACAAGAAAGUCCCGACAUUUGAAGUUCAUGAAAAUACCACAUGCGAGGAAGUAUUUGACUAUUUAUUUACCACAGAGAUGAUAGAGUAUUUGGUUGAACGAACAAAUUCCUAUGGAGCUGCUCUUACCAAAACAAAUAGGCCACAUACACGUCAUGCACGCAAUGCUGCCUUUCGAGCAACAAAUCCUGAAGAGAUGAAAAAAUUUUUAGGUCUUACUUCAUUAAAUGGUCACAUUCGUGUUCCACAACAAAAGAAACUUUUUACAUAUGACGACCCCUUGUAUUUUCACCCUGUCUUUAACUAUACAAUGUCUUGCAGAAGCGGAGCAGAAAAUAUUGAAGCCAAUGAAAGGAGCACUGACAAACUGGUACUGCGUUUAAUGCGCCCAUAUCUUUUAAAAGGGCAUAACUUAUUUAUGGACAAUUACUACAAUUCAGUGACCCUUUCUGAAAAAUUACUUGAUUUGAAAACACACACCAACGGCACGCUGCGUAAGACAAGAAAAGACAAUCCUAAAGAAAUUGUACAAAAGAAACUCCAAAAAGGCCAGCAUGUGUGGGAUAGGAAAGGAAAAGUCUAUGUAAGUGCCUGA
Molecule: messenger RNA, 795 nt
Organism: Parnassius apollo (apollo)
Lineage: Eukaryota; Metazoa; Arthropoda; Insecta; Lepidoptera; Papilionidae
Source: the annotation of a GenBank genome assembly